Xyrauchen texanus (razorback sucker) is the source of this 2388-nucleotide messenger RNA. Its product is annotated as lens fiber major intrinsic protein-like. Bases 764 to 1555 code for a protein of 263 amino acids. Gene Ontology annotation, biological process: transmembrane transport. The transcript has 4 exons. The record is from RefSeq and is a predicted model, not a curated record. Lineage: Eukaryota; Metazoa; Chordata; Actinopteri; Cypriniformes; Catostomidae. Gene Ontology annotation, molecular function: water channel activity. Gene Ontology annotation, cellular component: plasma membrane.
AGAGUAUAAAGCAGUUAUUCUGUAUUCUUUACCAUGGCAAAUAUCACCAUAUAUAUUUUGCAUUAUUUAAAGGCAAUUUUACUAACAUAAAAAGGGUUAAUAAAACUACAGUGAAAGUUAUUUCUACUUCCCUUGAUGUGAAGAUGAUGUGAUACCUUUCAAAUUUCACCACCUCUUAAACACAAGUUUUUGGCAACUUGUUUGAGCUUUAAGGGCAAUAUAUGACCAUGAGCUAAAAUCCAGGAAGUACAGGACAGAAAACGGUUAAGAAUUUUUUAUUUGAUUUGUUGUUUUGUCUGCAGCCCCCUCCCACAAUUCUGGAUUAGAGUGUCACUGAGGGCCACGGCCGUUAUAAAUAGCCCUGUGGCCUCUCUCUUCCACAUCAGAGAGGCUGAAUGUCUGCAGGACAUGCUCUUAUUUUGUCUACCCAUGUCCUUUAUUUAAAAAUUACCUAGAACUUUUACAUAGAUGCAGAGAUCACCUGACAGUUUCCCCACGUAAGGUUUUAUUACAAAACCACAAGUCAGAAAUCAACAGGACAGAUGAUUUCAAUCUUGUGAUGCAGUGCCGUUCUCCACGAAAACGUAUCUGUAGGUUAGAGAGGCAUUUAUGCUCCGUGUUUGAUCGCUUAUAAGCCUUUGUUUUUUGUGUCCAUUCACAAAAAAUCAAAGGUACCGCAGGUGAUUUUAGACAAAUCUCUUUUGGUUACUAUAAAUUCACAUCCCUCCAUUUUUUUUGUGGUCGCCUCUAAAUUAUCACAGCCAUGUGGGAGUUCCGGUCCAUGUCUUUUUGGCGGGCUGUGUUUGCCGAGUUCUAUGGCACAAUGUUCUUUGUAUUCUUUGGACUGGGAGCAGCUCUGCGCUGGACCACUGGACCACACAAUGUGCUCCAAGUUGCCUUUUGCUUCGGGCUAGCAGCUGCCACACUCAUCCAGUCCAUUGGCCACAUCAGCGGUGGUCACAUCAACCCAGCGGUCACAUUUGCCUACCUGAUCAGCUCCCAGAUGUCCCUGUUUCGCGCUUUCUUCUACAUCUGUGCUCAGUGCUUGGGUGCUUUAGCUGGAGCUGCUGUGCUGUAUGGGGUCACACCAAACAAUAUGAGAGGCAAUCUGGCCCUCAACAAGCUUCAGCCAGGCAUCAGUCUGGGAAUGGCCACUACCAUAGAGAUAUUCCUGACUAUGCAACUUGUGAUCUGCGUCUUUGCUGUGACAGAUGAGAGGCGAAACGGGCGACUGGGCUCUGCUGCCCUGUCCAUUGGCUUCUCAGUGCUUCUGGGCCACCUGCUGGGGAUGUAUUACACUGGAGCUGGAAUGAACCCUGCUAGGUCUUUUGCCCCUGCUAUGCUCGUUAGGAACUUCAUUAACCAUUGGGUGUACUGGGUGGGCCCCUUGAUCGGCGGUGCUGUGGGUGCUCUGCUGUAUGAUUUCAUGCUCUUUCCACGUAUGCGUGGUCCGUCUGAACGACUGGCCAUACUUAAGGGCAAUCGGCCUCCUGAGGCUGAAGCGCAACAGGAGACCAGAGGGGAGCCCAUUGAGCUCAAAACACAAGCCCAAUAAACACUGCCAGGAAACGUUGGAUCCCUUAUGAAGAACAAGCAAUAAUUACACACACCUUAUCUCAACACACCAUCAACAUACUAACUGUAAUCCAAAACAUAAAUCCAUUGGAGAAAUCAAGCACACUUCCAAAGGCAAUCAAGACACUAGAACCCCUUCAGAAAGACUAAGAAUUAUAGGAUAAGAAAAGGAACUGAGGACUGCACUCUGUACCAGCAGGUAUAGAGAGCGAGUUAGUGCCUGCUGAUCAGGUUGCUAACACCGCUCAGGCCAAGGGCUUCUCUGUCAUUUCUAGUCUACUAUGAGUGAAUUACACUAGAAGUGGACUUAUGCAUAACUUUUUAGUUUCACAGGGUUUAAAAUUACACAUUUUAUUUCAGGUUUUUUUUAUUAUUAUUAUUUUCUUUGAUAUUUCAGCAACAUGACAUGUGUAUGAUAUUAUUAGCAUUUUGCAACGGUUUACUUUUCAUUCUACUUAAAGUCUACUUUACAUUACUCAGUCGUGUGUGUGUGCGCGCGCGCAUGUGCGUGGUGUGUGUGUGUUUUUCCGACAGUUUCCAGUUUGGCUCUAAAAUUUCCAUCACUCACCAUGUGCUUGUAAAAAUGCAAUGUUCCUUUUUCUAUCUCACAAAAUUAAAAAAGCAUUCCUUCCUUUUAAUCCUUGGUUUAGGAAGAUGUUGAUUUACAGCUAAAAGUGACAAAUCAUUUGGGAAUUUGGAAUUUGUUUCAAACUGUUGUAUUGUUGAACUAUGGCCUAAUGGCCCAGGAUGUUUCUUUAAAAGACACAUGGUUUCACCAUCAUUCAUUAAACAUAAUAAAUAUACAAAACAAAA